CGGAAAACACAAAAACGUUUUUUUGGUACGUGAGAUCUAUCAUUGUAUCCAAAAUCAGAAGCCAAAUCCAAAAUGGAUACAAAAUUACAAUUACUUAAUAUAUUCAGUAUAUAUAGUUUUUAUUUUCCAUUUUUUUUUCUUGAUAAAUAGGUGGAAAAGUAGGCAUUGUCUACCAUAUAUACAAGUGAAACUAUAAAUACAUACCUCGUUUCCUUUGCAACAUAUUAUCACAACUACCUCUCACAAUAAAUACAGAAGAUAUGAUAAACAUAUACAGUACGUAUUUUAAUUUGUUUAUAAUCACAUGAAAAUGUCUGGAAUUAAUUUGUUAUUCCUCGUAGUUGUCGCUGUUUUUGCUACUUUAUCAGCAGAUGCCUAUGAUCCCAACCCGUUGCAAGAUUUCUGCGUAGCUGUCAACGAUUCCAGUGCUGCUGUGUUUGUGAAUGGAAAGAUAUGCAAGGACCCGAAAACAGUAACAUCAGAUGACUUCUACCAUUCGGGUCUGAAUAAACCUGGAGAAAUAAUAAGUCAAUACGGGUCAAAAGUGAGUCUCGUUUUCAUCGAUCAGUUAGCAGGGCUAAACACACUCGGAAUUUCUAUAGUGCGUAUAGACUUUGCAGUUGGAGGAGUAAAUCCACCGCACUCGCAUCCACACGCAUCCGAAAUUCUUCUAUGUAUGGAAGGAACUAUCUAUGCUGGCUUCAUUUCGUCGAACCCUUCGAAUCCAGGUGACAAAAACAGGCUAUUUGCAAAGAUAUUGAAUCCAGGUGAUGUUUUCGUGUCCCCAAAGGGUCUCAUUCAUUUCCAGUACAACCUCGGAAACGAUACUACUGCAGUUGCAAUAGCUAGUCUUAAUAGCCAAAAUCCAGGUGUCGUCACUUUAUCUAACGCCGUGUUUGGAUCCGAUCCUCCAGUGAUCCCUGAAGCUCUCGCUAAGGGAUUUCAGCUCGACAUUGAAGCUGUUCAACAACUCCAAUCGCUGACCUGGAUCGGGAAUGGCUAA
Molecule: messenger RNA, 1003 nt
Organism: Erythranthe guttata (spotted monkey flower)
Lineage: Eukaryota; Viridiplantae; Streptophyta; Magnoliopsida; Lamiales; Phrymaceae
Product: germin-like protein subfamily 1 member 17
Molecular function (GO): manganese ion binding
Source: RefSeq, a predicted model, not a curated record